Periconia digitata is the source of this 420-nucleotide messenger RNA. The record is from the annotation of a GenBank genome assembly. Lineage: Eukaryota; Fungi; Ascomycota; Dothideomycetes; Pleosporales; Periconiaceae.
CCGUGUCCCUCCCCCGGACAUUUGGAAGCACCCAUAGCCGAUUCCUGCGCCGAGUGCCUGCCUUGUCUGCCUCAGGCUCCAACGGGAUCCAUGUCUCGAGUCCCGCCUUGCAUAUGUGAAGAGCUGUCAGUUGUCACUGGCGAUCUCGCUUCGAUCAUGCUUUAUCCCCCCUUCCCCCCCACGAAUGAGCUAGUAUUGCCCCUAGGGCGGAUACUCGGGAUGAUUAGAGAGAGAGAAAGAGAAAGUAAGAAAACCAAAAGAACGAGAGAGCUAUUCUGGGGGCCAAAAGAUCGCCAUCAAAUACGAGGAGAAACUAUUGACGGGCGCGGUCCGGUGGUGUCAGGUUCAGGAUCUGCUCGAGUCGUUGUGCAUCUCCCGCGCGCGGCGGCCGGAAAAUGUGAGACACCAAAAAAUAAAUAG